UUGCAAUUCCCUAAUGCGCAUACAUUACGAAAUACCAACGAAAGAGCAAAGACGACAUUCAAAGGGAAAACAGCUGUUUUCUCGAAUUAUACGUCAGGGGGGGAAUGGAUAAAGAUACAGAUAAAGCAAAUGAUGCCGUUGCCGGUUGAUUGUGAGAUUGUUUAGAAUUUUCUGUUAAAAAUCGAGUGUAAAAAGUGUGUGUAUAAAUAAAACAACAUAUAAAAAUGGAGCCUGGAACUGAUGCCGAUAAUUUGUUGAAGCUAAUUAAACGCCUGCUGUUGGAACAAGCCUACGAUGGCAUUAAAAUGCUAUUUCAGAGUCCCAACGAAUCCGAAAAGAAUUUGCGACACUUGCCCGCAAUUUCCAUGGAUCUUUAUUGUGAUGUGUGUGCUCCGAGUUUAACGGACGACACGAAUGUGGAGAACUCGGAACUGUUUGACUGCGUUAAUGAGCUGCUCAAGAUUGUGGCGGAAUAUGCACCGUUAGAGCAGUUUAUGCUUGAGGUGAUGGAGAAAAUCGAGGAGUCCACCAGUAUUGCCAUCUUCUCGGCAUACCUACGUGCGCUGCAGGUGGUGCUGUUGCGUCAGGGGGACGCCAAACCACAGGCUGUCGAGUGGUGUCUCUGCUCGGUGGUUACGAGGAUGCGGGAUCUGCCACUGCCCGAUUACCUGAGCGAGGGCUACGAUCAGCAGCAGGCACUGUUGCUGGAGCAGGAGCAACAGAUUGAGGAUCUCAUGGCACACUACAUCACCAUUGAUUUGUGCUACGAGCCGCUGCUCCGGAACAUUCUCGAGCAGGAGAAACCCAAUGUGAUCUUUCGGGAUUGCAGCUUGAAUCGUCGCAAUGUCUUCACCUGCUCCCUGGUGCAGCUGAUGGACAAGCCGCUGGCGCUGCUGGAGCUGAGCAAUGAGAUGAAUCCAUAUCUGAUGCCCGGACAAAUCCAUUCGUGCCGUCCAUGUCCCAAGCGUCGUCGACCGGAGCACACGCAGAGCAACUAUUUGCUGGCACGUGCGAACGCUGGACGGGCACAGACCUAUGUGCAGCAGGUGGUGCAGAGUCUAACCCAGCACAUUACAAGGCUUAUUGGGGAUCCUUACUAUCUGCUCGGUUUGGUGGAGCAACGCACGCGCUGGAAGCGACGCCUGGACGCCUCCAAGGGUGUCUACGAGAUGAGCAGCCACAAUAUAUUCCUGAUCGAUGAGAAACUGCCGCUGCCCGCUCUGGCCAUGUACUAUCAUGCUCUGUUUGUGGCCCAACUGUUGCCCACGACGGCUCCCAAGAUCUAUGCUCCAUUGUUCCUCUUCGAGUCGAGUCUGUAUCUGGUGGCUGUGCUGCUGGAGCAGUCGGAGCCGCCGUUGCAGCAUUGUGGUCUCCGAUUAAACGAUUACAUGCUGAGCAUCCUCAAUGAACCGGUGCCACAGAGCUCAUUGGAUCUGGAGGUGCACAAGCGGUACUGCGAGGCGCUCUGCAAAAUUACGGGCUACUCGCCGCAGGAGGCACUGCGUCAGAAGGCGCUCCAGACACUGCACCAUUACAUCAUGGCCUUUGAUGAUGAUGCCAAGUAUUUUGUGCUGCGAAAUCUGUUGGCCACACUGCAACACGAUGGAAUCUUGGGCUAUUUGGGUGGCAUUUACAAGGAUCUGGUGGCGGGUGCACUGCAGCGUCAGGCGCCGCUCCACGACGUCUACAGCGGCGUCCAGUUCCGGUCGAUGCUGCUGCAGUGCGUCUGUGUGCUGCCCGAGGAUGUGAAAUCGGAUCUGUUGCUGCACUCGACCAGUUUAUCGAAUGCCAUCAACAUUCUGCGAUUCUUUGCACUCGGCGACAUGGAGAACCGAACGGGAUUCUGGGAUGUGUUGCCGGAGAUUGAGGAACGCCUGUUGGCUCCACUGGGGAAGGCCUUGAACUUCUCUCUGGCUCACUACAGAGCGUACAGGGAGCGUGUGACGAAUGGCCAAAGUGCCUCCGAUGAUGAACUGAUGCAGAAGCAACUCAACAUGCUGGCCGUGAACAUCAGCAACAGUGGCAUGGCCGGAGAUGGCGAUGCCGAUGGCCAGUUGCCGGACAUUGGACGCGAGGAGAAGCUCGAGGUCUUGGCCGGAUCCAUAACGGGAUUGGAAACGUUGCGCAAUGUCUAUUUGCGUGCCUGCGAGAUUCUUGAACAAAACCAAAGCAGACGCAAACAAAUCCAAGCUAAACCCGUUGCCAUGGAACUGGAACUGGAGCAUCAUUAGAUUCAAUUAUUGUAUUUUCAAUUUCAUCCCACUCCAAAAAAAAAAAAAAAACAAUAACAAAAGGAACUUGACAUGUAUAUUUCUAUGUUUAUUACUAAAGUAAAAUGAAUACAAACAUUUUGUGACUA
This is a messenger RNA of Drosophila innubila, 2359 nucleotides long. RefSeq lists its product as uncharacterized. The record is from RefSeq and is a predicted model, not a curated record. Gene Ontology annotation, cellular component: cytoplasm. Gene Ontology annotation, molecular function: ubiquitin-protein transferase inhibitor activity. NCBI's taxonomy places the organism in Eukaryota, Metazoa, Arthropoda, Insecta, Diptera, Drosophilidae. The transcript has a single exon. The coding region runs from base 225 to 2231 and encodes 668 amino acids.